GGAGCGUGCCCGGUCGGUCCCUCCGCGGAGCUGGGAGGCUGGCGUAGGGCCUCUCCCGCCGUUCCCUUGUUAGCGCUGUGCCCGCGGUGCUUCGGUGUCGGGUCCCGCCAGGUCUCCGAUCGGAGACCGCUGGUGAGCGUCAGUUACCGCUCUAUUCAACAUGUGUAUGGAGCUCAGCAUCCACCUUUUGAUCCAUUAUUGCAUGGAACCUUGAUAAAACCAGGUUCAAAGCCACCUACAACUCCAGUGAAACUAAAGAAAGUCAGCACCUUCCAAGAAUUUGAAAGUAACACAAGUGAUGCUUGGGAUCUUGGGGAUGAUGAUGAUGAACUCUUAGCAAUAGCUGCUGAAAACUUAAAUACAGAAGUGGUCAUGGAAACGGCUCACAAAGUAAUUCAGAAUCACAGCAAGUUACAGGAACAACAUAAAUUUCAGGAAGAACAUCUACAGGAAGAAAAACAAGUAGAAUCUCCAGAGCUGACUUCAAUUGCGUGUGGUGAUAAUAGGCUUGUUAAAUCAGUCAGUGAAGGUCAUACAUCAACUUCAUCAGAUAAUGCUAGUGAAAAUUCUUCCAUGCAGAGAUCACAAUCCCUUCCACAAACUUCCACACCUCCCUUAGUGAGUGGAAUGGCAGACUAUAAUACCUCAGUUACUCCUGCAUUAACUGAAAGAGAAGCAUCUCGAUUAGACAAAUUUAAGCAGCUACUCGCUGGCCCCAAUACAGAUCUUG
Tauraco erythrolophus (red-crested turaco) is the source of this 730-nucleotide messenger RNA. The record is from RefSeq and is a predicted model, not a curated record. NCBI's taxonomy places the organism in Eukaryota, Metazoa, Chordata, Aves, Musophagiformes, Musophagidae.